GCGGAGAAGGAAGCUUGUGGCCCGCGGCAGGUAGGCUGGGACUGGCAUGGGAGCGCGGGCCAUGGAACCAUUGGGGAAGUGGAAAGCGGAGACGAGACGGACGCCUUAUGGCUCCGUGCACUGGGCAGUGUUAUUAAUUGUCUGCCAUGCCGCUGGCCGUUGGUGGAGAGGACGAGGCAUGACAUGGGUUCGGGCUAUCUGCAGGGCCACUCUCCAACGGUCGAGGCAUCGCAUCUUCCCAGCAACCAAUCUUGCGGGGCUGCUGGCGGGGAAGCUGCGAUCGUCUCCCACGUGUGCCAAGCCUUCUGACAGCCCACUGGUGCUGCCUUGACCACGAAUCGCUCGGAGUCUUAAUGAACAUUGCACAAGUCUGAAUAUUCUUCACGGCAGGUCCGACCCAGUUUCCCAACCUCACUCGCUACCUCCAUCGCACCUGCCCCGAUGCACCAAUAAUGCCGCCGAGAAAUGGCGACCGUACGGAUCUGUCUUUGCGGUGACGAUGGCGUCGGCAAGAGCUCCAUCAUCACGUCUCUUGUCAAGGACGUCUUCGUCACAGCCAAAAUCCAGCCCGUCCUGCCUCAGGUGACGCUACCGCCCACGCUUGGGACGCCCGAUAAUGUCACCACCACCAUCGUCGAUACCUCCGCCCUCCCCCACGAACGACACACUCUCCGCACAGAGCUCAGGAAAUCGAACGUCAUUCUACUCGUAUACUCGGACCACUACAGCUAUGAGAGAGUGGCGCUGUUCUGGAUGCCCUACUUCCGCUCGCUGGGCGUCAAUGUGCCAGUCGUGCUGUGCGCAAACAAGUCCGACAUAGCCUCGAAUGGCACAACCUCGCAGGUCGUGUCUGAGGAGAUGCUACCGGUCAUGAAUGAGUUCAAGGAGAUCGACUCCUGCAUACGCACCAGCGCCAAAGAUCACCACAACAUCAACGAGGUCUUCUUCCUCUGCCAAAAGGCUGUCACGCAUCCGAUAGCGCCUCUAUACGAUUCCAAGGAGAAUGCACUCAAGCCAGCAGCCGUGUCUGCACUACAACGCGUCUUCCACCUCUGCGACACGGACAAAGAUGGGUACUGGAACGAUCAGGAGAUUCACGACUUCCAGAUCAAGUGCUUCGAGAAACCGCUAGGGGACGACGAUUUGAUGAACAUAAAGAGGUCGAUGGAGCGCUUUGCCCCUGGUCUGACUGGAGAGCAUGGAAUGGACGAGAAGGGGUUCCUGCUCCUGAACAAGAUCUUCGCCGAGAAGGGGCGGCACGAGACCAUCUGGAUCAUACUGCGGAAAUUCCACUAUACCGACAGUCUUAGUUUGCAGGAUACGUUCCUCCAUCCCAAGUUCGACGUGCCUCAAUUCUCCUCCGCCGAACUCAGCCCGUCUGGCUACCGCUUCUUCGUUGACCUCUUUCUCAAGUUCGACAUGGACAAUGACGGAGGACUUAACGACAGAGAACUCGCGAAUUUAUUUGCGCCUACCCCUGGCAUGCCGAUAUCGUGGGUGGACUCGGCGUUCCCAUCAUGUACAGUGCGCAACGAAGCGGGAUACAUUACACUACAAGGUUGGCUCGCGCAAUGGAGUAUGACUACCUUUGAAGAGCCCAAGACGACUCUGGCGUACCUAGCAUACCUCGGAUAUGAGAGCGGCGAGCGCGGAGGCACGACCAGCGCACUCAAGGUGACCAAAGCUAGGAAGCGACGGAAGAAGCCUGGACGCGUUGAGCGCAACGUCUUCCUAUGCUAUGUUAUAGGGUCGAGCGGGAGCGGAAAGAGCUCAUUGCUGUCUGCCUUCCUACAGCGACCUUUCAGCCACACCUACCAUCCCACGAUAAAACCGCGUUCGGCUGUCAAUAGCGUCGAGUUAAAAGGUGGCAAGCAGUGCUACCUAAUCUUAGAAGAGCUCGGUGAACUUGAACCCGCGAUUUUAGAAAACCAGGCCAAGCUGGACGCGUGCGAUCUGUUGUGUUAUACAUACGACUCGAGCGACCCCACAAGCUUUGCGCAUGUCGUCGAGCUGCGGAAGAAGUACCCCCAUCUCGACCAACUACCAGCGGUCUACACAGCCCUGAAGGCAGACCAGGACAAAACGAUGCAGCGAUGUGAGCAGCAGCCCGACGAGUACACCAGCGCCUUGAGAAUGGCACCGCCACUGCACGUCAGCACGACGUGGAACAGCAUCUCGGAGCUGUUUGUUCACCUGGCUGAAAGCGCCACCCACCCCUCGACAGCCUUCCCCAAGCAGGAAGAGGACGGAUACGAUUAUCUCAAUCUUUACCUAGCGCUUGGAGCCGUCACGUGCGCAGUGGCUUCGGCGAUGUUCGUUUGGAGACGCAGCAGCGCUUCGACUUGAGAGAUCUGAGACCAGGGGCCAGGCAUGAAUGUGAAUAUUUGCUUCUUGUAUAUACCAUGGGCAGCACACCACUUCCACCCCUAUAGACAAACUACUCGCAGUAGGAAAACUCCCAAGCUUCGGAGAUGAUGGCAAUGCAGCACUCACGAUAAUGGCAGCGCGGAGGGUCAGCGCUUAAGCAUGACAUCACCUUGGCGUGCGGCUAUGUUGUACAACAGACAAGUCUCAGUGGCACGAGCGA
Molecule: messenger RNA, 2587 nt
Organism: Alternaria rosae
Lineage: Eukaryota; Fungi; Ascomycota; Dothideomycetes; Pleosporales; Pleosporaceae
Product: mitochondrial Rho GTPase 1
Exons: 3
Coding region: 466-2346 (626 amino acids)
Biological process (GO): small GTPase-mediated signal transduction; regulation of mitochondrion organization; mitochondrion organization
Cellular component (GO): mitochondrial outer membrane
Molecular function (GO): GTPase activity; GTP binding; calcium ion binding
Source: RefSeq, a predicted model, not a curated record